UCCAUAGCAAAACCCGUUGAUGGCAUAAACGCAGAGACAAAGAAAGGGAAAUCCGUGGAUUCUGGAUCAAGUCUUACAUCCGACCUACGAACAAUUGAAAAUCCAGACCGUUAAAAAUAUCCGUUGGUUAUCCCGUCACCCCGGGCUUGUUCCAUGGCUGCUACUGCUGCUGCCGUUACCGUCUUCCCCUGCAUCAAUGGUCACCAGCCUCGCCUCGGUCUCCUUCGCCAUAGAUUACCCGCCGGAAAGCCUUCGUCCAUCUCAACACGUUUCCAUUGUCACGGUUCGAGAGCCAGGCGUCUGUUCCCGCUCGCUGCAAAGAGUCGGCGGGAGCCCACCCAAGCCGGCGUAGAAGAGAAGGAUGAGCCAGAAUUCUCCCUUCUUACCGCCAUGACGACUCCCCAUAAUGAGAUUGUCAUCCUUGAUACCACCGAUUCGAGGAUCUUGCUCCUUGAUCCUUCCCAUAACAUCCACAGCAUAUACAUGAAGGAGACAAAAUGGACAGGUUCAUAUUGGGAUGAGUUUGCAAGUCUUCCAGCUAUUGUACCUUCAGGUCCUAUUGCUAUGUUGGGUCUGGGUGGCGGAACUGCAGCUCAUUUGAUGCUGGACUUGUGGCCUUCCUUGGAGCUUGAUGGUUGGGAGAUUGAUGAAAUUCUGAUAGAUAAAGCAAGGGAGUAUCUCGGCUUGUCUAUCUUGGAGAAGCGUAAUGAUGCUGGUGGAGUUCUUCGUGUUCAUGUUGGUGAUGCACUUUCUCCUGAUGUUGCUGUUCCUGGUGGGUUUGCUGGUAUUGUGGUGGAUCUGUUUGCUGAUGGGGAGGUUCUACCUCAAUUAGAAGAGGUUUCAACAUGGAUGCAACUUGGGAAGAAGCUCAUGUCAAAUGGCCGUAUAAUGGUGAACUGUGGUGGUACUCUUGAUGAAGAUUGCAGUCUUGGCAAACGAAUGGACCAUGUACAUGUCUCUUCCCAUGGUAUCUUAGGAAAGAACCCAACAAUGGAGGCAAUGAGGGAAGCCUUUUCAGAAGUGAACUGGAAGAAAAUGGAACAAGGGGAAAGCCUCAAUUUUCUUGCCCUCACAGGACCUCUACCAGACGUGGACCAAUGGGCACAAGCUGUUCCUGAGAAAUUGAGUUCCAAUGUUAGACAAUGGAAACCAUGCAGCUCUUUGUGAUAUGUCAUAUACUUGUUGAGGGCAGAUUCAUUUAGUGGGCUGUUUAUUCUGCCUCUCUCUGAAUAUUGGAUUCAGAAGAACCAGAAGCACUAACAUUCAAUUUCGGACUGCAAUCAGACGAGCUGCUCUGAAAUGGCGAAAAGCAAGUUGCCUCUGAGAUUUUGAGUUACUGUUGGACCUGGACCUUGGCUUUGUGGUGGAAGAAAAGUAAAAGUCAAGUGUCUGGUGCUUCCAUGCGCUUCAACCGACUCGCACUUUGCUGGAGGACGAAUCAAAUUAGAUCCGUCAGUGAAUACUCUUCAAUACCAAAGGAAAUCAUGUUGUGAGCAAAUCAAAUUUUUAAGUUUCCUAAUCUGUUGCAUAGGCUGCUUUUGCAAGCUUAGUUGAAUCUGCGCAUUCUAGUUUAUCAUUGGCUCUGUUUAUAAUUAGAUCUUUCUCUUCUUUCCCCGA
Molecule: messenger RNA, 1617 nt
Organism: Nymphaea colorata (pocket water lily)
Lineage: Eukaryota; Viridiplantae; Streptophyta; Magnoliopsida; Nymphaeales; Nymphaeaceae
Exons: 8
Coding region: 154-1167 (337 amino acids)
Source: RefSeq, a predicted model, not a curated record